Nezara viridula (southern green stink bug) is the source of this 1032-nucleotide messenger RNA. NCBI's taxonomy places the organism in Eukaryota, Metazoa, Arthropoda, Insecta, Hemiptera, Pentatomidae. The record is from the annotation of a GenBank genome assembly.
AUGCAUCAUGAUCCUCUGUUCAGUGCUCCUGAUGGAUACACUAUUAAAAGAGUUCCUAUUGGUCUAAUAUCGGACAGUGUUUUUACUCCAGAUCUUCCUCUUAGAGCAACACAACCUACAAUUGGAUAUUUCUUAGAGGAAAAGAAAAGUGCUUCAGAUGAUUCGUAUGGAGUCCAUCGAAGUAAAUAUGGAGGAACAGGGGAAAUCAAACGGGUUCUUGGAAAAUAUGAGAUGAUUACAGCUAGAAAAACCAAUAGCUUCAGGACAGCACUUGAUUGUUCUCCUGAACCUCCAAUGACUAAGAAAAUUAUGGCGAAACGGAUUUUAGAUAACAAACCAUUUUUUGCUGGACCAAUUGACAAAGUUGCAUGUGAUGUAUUUCAAUUAGCUACUCAAUCCAAACCACUCCCACUGCCUGCUCCAAAGCAAUUUUUUCCCCGAUCUGUUGUUUAUGAAAUUGAAUUUGUAAAAGAACAAUAUCGAAAAGCUAUGAUGGAUGCUUUAGAGAAGGAAAGAAAAGAAUUUGAAGAAUUAAUUAAGAAACAAAAAAAUGUUUUGAAGGACAAACCAAUUGAAGGAAAAAAUCUUAACAGUAAUAACCAGGAAGAAUCAACAUUGCCGGAGAAAGCUGAAACUACUGGGAUAAUGACAGACGAGCACAUUCAGGAUGGUGAGGAUGCUAUAAAAUUUGGCAAUCUGAAUAAAAAUGAUGCAGUUUCUUGCAUAUCUGUCUGCGGAUUGUGUGGUUGUACUCUAACACGUGGAGCUUGUCUAAAAUGCAACACAGAAAAAGAGUCUCUGAACUUAGAAGUUAUCUUUGACAAAGCUAAUGUCAGAUGGAAACCUGAGCCUCCAAAAUAUGGUUCAUCAUGGAGUGAACGACGACAGAAAGAGAUGAUGAAGGUAAAUUACCCAUUCAGAACUGAAGUAACACGUUGGUAUUACCAAUCAUCUCUUCCUUUUGAUGCAUCAACACAGGGAUCUUUAAAAACCAAAUUUGCAGAAAAGAAGUUUUCUUCUUUGAAUAUAUGA